This is a messenger RNA of Symbiodinium sp. CCMP2456, 1755 nucleotides long. NCBI's taxonomy places the organism in Eukaryota, Dinophyceae, Suessiales, Symbiodiniaceae. The record is from the annotation of a GenBank genome assembly.
AUGUUCUGCGGACGCUGUGUGCGGCUGCCAGGGCGCCAGUACCGGCCGCCAACGAAUGCUGCACCAAAGAAGCCAAGCAUCCAACUGCCCAGAGAGUUCCCAAUGUACGUUGUCCGUGUUGAUGACGUCCUGCUAAUGGCUGAAAUGAGGCCGCACCAGGAGCUUCUCAAAGAGAACAUCCUGGUCGAGUAUCGUCCGGGCAUGGGCUCCGUGACCUUUGUCUCGCACGAGUGGUCGGGCCUCUCGCAUCCUGACCCUGAGCAGAAGCAGCUGCACGCGCUCCAAGAUGCUCUGCGGGGUUUCCGAGACCGGUCCUUGCAGCUGACCUACGAUCCGGUGGCAUUGAUGCGCCGAUUUCAGAAAACGCUGUCCUACAACGAGUUGCAGAAGCUGUCUCGCGGAUGGCUCUGGAUCGACUUUUUGAGCAUCCCUCAGCGCUGUGCCUGCGAGACCGACGAGGACCGGCUGCAACAGCAGGAGCAGCUAAGGGAGGCCGUCGAGAGCUUGCAUACGUAUGUGGCCCACAGCUCCUACUUCCUCAUCCUCGCGCCGGUGCAGCAUCAUGAGCAGGGCCGGCUCAUGGACUACAGCUCCUGGAAAUCCCGCGGCUGGUGUCAGUUCGAGUUCACGGUGAACGUGAUCAUGGGAGCCAAACCUGUCUUUCUGGUUCAGGGCCUGCGUGCUGUGAAGAAGGUCUCUUCCCGGAUUUUCCUCCACUUUGCCCCCUGCCUGGCUCAGUUUACCAACGAGGAAGACAAGAGCUUCAUCUCGAACGCGCUGGAAGAAGUGAUCGAUGCACAAGUCUACAGGCUACGGGCCGCAGGGGAAGUGCACCGGCUGCAGAUGUUGGAAUGUGUGCGGGCGCUGCUGACACGCCGGGCGCCUGACCUGACGUUGUUCAAGAGGCUAAGUCGGACGGGCAGCUUGGCCUACAUGGCCAAGGCCGCCAAGAGCGUGCAAUAUACAGGCUGGACUCAACUGCACUACGCCACUGCGCGGAGUGACCGCGAUGCUGUCGCACGACUCCUUGCCAUCUGCGAAAGGGCCGACGCGCAGACGGCCCAAGCAGACAUGGACCUCUUCCUAGGACCUAAGCUGCAGCCUCUUCACAUGUGGGCGGCGUUUUCCUUCAACGAGGAUAUUGCCUCGCUGUUGUUGCAGGCCUCGGUCAUGGUCGACUGUCGCGGCUCUGGCGGCCUCACGCCCCUAAUGCUCAGCUGCAGGUUUGGCAACACCAUCGCCUGCAAGACCUUGCUGGACAUGAUGGCGGAUGCGAACGCACAGGAUCAGAUGGGCUGCAGGCCUUUGGUCUUCGCCUUGGCGAACGAUGCGGAAGAUUUGGUCGCACCUCUCCUGGAUGCCGGCGCAGAUCCUCGACAGGGCUGGGCCGGCUUGAGUCUGCUCCACUUCCUGGCCCUGACAAGCUCCGCCACCUCGCUGGACCGCCUGAUUCAGGAGGGCCUGGACAUCAACAUGCCCUGCCGGCUCGAGCGCUUCUCUCUCACCGGGGCUCUGGUUGCUUUUGGGAUGGUCACCAACAGGUCGCUUCGACAGCUCUUUUCUUUGGUGGAUGGCAGCACGCCCAUCCUCGCCGCAGCUGCCGUGGGCAACGCGAAGGUGGUCCAGAAUUUGAUGUGCGCGGGCGCGGUCACCACGGCUCGCAAUGCACGAGGGAUGGACAUCCACCAGAUUUGCAAGCUGAGCUGCCUACCUGAGUCCGUUUUCACAGCUUAUGGUGCACCACUCCUGGAGUAG